AUGGAAUCCGCCGUGUUCAAGACUUUGGUGCAGGUCGAGUCGGGUCAGAGCAAGCUCCCAGCACGACCGGAGCGAGCUGUAUCCCGCACGUACCCUGCCGCCCCUCACGCAGAAGAGGACAGGAUUGAACUGCAGCACUUCUCUCCGACUCGUUCAAGCGCGACGACGCCGAGAACCGAGGCCGCUGGCUUCUAUGUCGAUGUAUCUCGUCCUCGCACCCCAAGUCAGUCAGACGAGGUUGGGACAGAUGGCGUCGGCGCGCUACAGAGCGUCUGGGAUCCAUACAUGAACCGCUUCAGACUGGCAGCUUGCUGUCUGAUGAACUUUCUGAGUGGCUUGAACGACUCUGCGCCCGGAGCGUUGAUCCCAUUCAUGGAGACCUACUACAACAUUGGCUACGCCAUCGUCUCUCUCAUCUUCAUCGGCAACGCCAUCGGCUUCAUCACCGCAGCGCCCUGCAUCGACACCCUGCGCGCGCGUCUCGGCCGUGCCAAAACCCUCGCCCUCAGCCAAAUCCUUAUGGCACUAGCCUACGUUCCCAUCGUGUGCACCGCCCCGUUCCCAGUCAUCGUCGUCUCCUUCUUCCUCGCCGGCUUCGGCCUAUCGCUCAACCUGGCCAUCGGCAACGUCUUCUGCGCCAACCUAGCCAACGGGACGACGAUGCUGGGACUUAUGCACGGAAGUUAUGGUGUGGGAGGAACCAUUGGGCCCCUCAUCGCAACCGCCAUCGUCACUGCCGCAAAUCAGGUCUGGAGCCGGUACUACCUCCUGACUCUCGCCUUCGCGGCGUUCAACCUCGGUUUUGCGACUUGGUCCUUCUGGGACUACGAGAAGGAAGCGGGUCCUGACGCGAGCCUGCUUCACGAUUCCCCGCCCGGAACAAGACAGGUGUCCGCUAUUUUGGCAGCAUUCAAGUCCAAAAUCGUCCUCCUUGGCGCUCUGUUCAUCUUCUCGUACCAAGGAGCCGAAGUCUCCAUCUCCGGCUGGGUCAUCUCCUUUUUGAUUUCGUCCCGCAACGGCAGCCCGAGCGCCGUCGGUUACGUCACUUCGGGUUUCUGGGGCGGCAUCACGCUCGGCCGCUUCGUGCUCUCGCCCCUAGGAUCCAAAAUGGGUGAGAGGUCGUUCGUGUAUGCCUGCGUGGUCGGGGCUACCGUAUUCGAGCUGCUCGUCUGGUGGGUGCCCAACAUAAUGGGAGACGCCGUCUCGCUGGCUAUCGUGGGGUUGCUACUGGGGCCUGUGUACCCGUGUGCGGCGGCUGUUUUCACGAGGAACCUGAGUCGGCAGGAGCAGGUCAGUGGGUUGGGGAUUAUUAGUGCCUUUGGCAGCUCUGGGGGUGCCGUUGCGCCUUUCACGACGGGUAUUCUGGCACAGGCUGUGGGGACAUUUGUGUUGCAUCCGAUUGCGAUUGGGCUUUUUACUGUUAUGCUGGGUUGCUGGUAUGGUAUUUCUGUCAUGAGGAAGAGGACUGAGUAG
Pseudomassariella vexata is the source of this 1473-nucleotide messenger RNA. Its product is annotated as major facilitator superfamily domain-containing protein. Gene Ontology annotation, biological process: transmembrane transport. NCBI's taxonomy places the organism in Eukaryota, Fungi, Ascomycota, Sordariomycetes, Amphisphaeriales, Pseudomassariaceae. The record is from RefSeq and is a predicted model, not a curated record. The coding region runs from base 1 to 1473 and encodes 490 amino acids. Gene Ontology annotation, cellular component: membrane. Gene Ontology annotation, molecular function: transmembrane transporter activity. The transcript is spliced from 2 exons.